Molecule: messenger RNA, 1464 nt
Organism: Debaryomyces fabryi
Lineage: Eukaryota; Fungi; Ascomycota; Pichiomycetes; Serinales; Debaryomycetaceae
Exons: 1
Coding region: 1-1464 (487 amino acids)
Biological process (GO): amino acid transmembrane transport
Cellular component (GO): vacuolar membrane
Molecular function (GO): amino acid transmembrane transporter activity
Source: RefSeq, a predicted model, not a curated record
AUGUCACAACUAGAAUCACAAAAAAAAUUCAAUGCUCAUAUAGUCGUUAGUUCAGAGUCUAUAACUAAACAUGAAGUCGAAAAUGGAACCAUAAUUGAAUACGAAGAUAAUAUCUUCGUCGAUAACGCUGAAGGUCCUGACUUCAGAGGCGUUUCCACGUUUGGUGCUGCCGUUCUAAUUGCAAAAACUCAGUUUGGUCUAGGUGUGCUAGGUUUACCUCACACAUUUGAUGUUUUGGGUUUUGUUCCAGGCUUAAUAAGUCUUAUUGCUUUAUGCUGUUUAAGUACAUGGGCGGGGGCUGUCGCUGGAAAAUUUCGUUUAUCUCACCCUCAAGUGCACAGUAUAGGUGACGCUACAUGUCUUAUGUUUGGUAAGCAUGCAGGUGAAAUUAUGGGAUUUGCAUUUUGGCUCUUUUACACCCUCAGUUAUGGUUCUGCAUUGCUUACUGUUUCUAUCGCGUUCAAUUCUUUGACAGAACAUGCCAUUUGUACUACUGCUUGGAUUGGGAUUGGUGCUGCGUUGGUCCUUAUCAUUGGGAUUGUAACACGCACUUUGAAAGUUUUAGCGUGGUGCGGUUAUGCUGCCGUCGCAUCAGUUUUUUUUGGUGUUUGGAUUGUUGCAAUUGCCUGUCUCACUCAAACUACACCUGCUGUAGCGUUAGAGAGCGGCGGACCCGUUGAAAAAGUAGUACAAGUUGUUGGUACAGGAUCUACUUAUAUAGCUAUUGCUAGCGCUGUUUCUUCUCAAUUAUUUAGUCUCUGUGGUACUGCUUCUUUUUUCACCAUUCAUGCGGAGAUGCACGAUCAAACCAAGUAUCUUAAGUCUUUAUUCAUGGGUCAAGGAUUUGUUGCUUUCAACUACAUUGUUAUCAGCUCGAUUAUUUACGGAAAGGUUGGACAAUAUGUCGCAUCACCUUCUCUUGGAUCUGCAGGUAUGUUGAUUCAAAAAAUCGCCUAUGGUAUUUCAUUUCCUGGCCUUCUCUUUACAUGUUUUUACCAAGCACAUUUUGCGGCCAAAUAUGCACUUGUGCGCAUUUUAAGAGGCACUAGCCAUUUACAAAGUAAUUCUAAAGUCCAUUGGUUUACUUGGACUAUCCUGGUGAUUCUUGUUGUUGCCAUAGGAUUUGUUAUAGCUGGUGCUAUUCCUUUCUUUGAUGAUUUGUUCGGAUUGGUUGGUGCUCUUCUUGGUUCAUUUUUCACACUUAUAAUACCUGCUUUUAUGGUUAUUUACGAAUUAACUUCGAGCUUAUAUGGACCAUCAGACCAGUUAUUGCAUAUGAGAAUAUCUUCAGAACUAUUGAGAGGUAAGAAAAAUGUAAGCAUUCUUUUACUUUGUUUCUUCUCUAUUGCCUUUGGUUCGUAUAUCUGUGUCUCGGGUACUUACGGGUCCAUUGCAUCCAUUGUACAAGGUUAUGCUGAUGGUACAGUUUCUAGUGCGUUUUCGUGUGAGGAUAAUAGUCGGUAG